This is a messenger RNA of Ricinus communis (castor bean), 1325 nucleotides long. Its product is annotated as outer envelope pore protein 24B, chloroplastic. NCBI's taxonomy places the organism in Eukaryota, Viridiplantae, Streptophyta, Magnoliopsida, Malpighiales, Euphorbiaceae. Gene Ontology annotation, molecular function: voltage-gated monoatomic cation channel activity. Gene Ontology annotation, biological process: regulation of monoatomic ion transmembrane transport. The transcript is spliced from 3 exons. Bases 70 to 684 code for a protein of 204 amino acids. The record is from RefSeq and is a predicted model, not a curated record.
GCAAAUAAAACCCUCGACAUUUGCACGUAAUCCUCGCGCUGUCCUCUCUCCUCCCUCGUUUCUGACGAAAUGAUGAAGGCAUCUUUGAAGGGUAGGUACGAGACUGACAAAAGCAGCGCCGCUGCUGCUGUCGCCUUCAACGCCGGCGAUGUCAAGCUCCGUGCUUCUAUGACUGACGCCACUGUCGUCAAAGGCCCCAGCUUAAACGGCUUGGUUUUAGCCGUCGAGAAACCAGGCUUCUUCAUGGUUGACUACAACGUCCCCAAGAAGGAUUUUCGGUUUCAGUUUAUGAGUACGAUAAAGGUUGCUGAUAAGCCCUUGAAUCUAACAUACAUCCAUAGCAGAGGGGAUAACCGCACGGUAUUAGAUGGGGCUCUUGUGCUCGAUUCAGCUAAUAAGUUGGCGGCCAAUCACAUUCUUGGUUCAGGGAAUUGUAAAUUGAAGUAUACUUAUGUGCACGGAGGGGUGACCACAUUCGAGCCUUGCUAUGAUUUGGCUAAAAACUCCUGGGAUUUUGCUGUCUCACGGAAGGUUUAUGCUGAUGAUGUGUUUAGGGCUACAUAUCAAACAUCAAGCAAGGCUCUGGGAUUGGAAUGGUCAAGGAAUUCAAAGUUCAAUGGAAAUUUCAAGGAUGGAGAGGAUUUGAGCUUUGAAGUCUUCAGAUUGAACUACUUCCAAGUUUAAGAGAGGGGCAGAGGCCAUGGCAUAUGAAGCCAUUAAUCCUGAAGUCACUUGAUCAUGAAAUCAUGAUUCAUUUGAAGUUCAAGAAAAGCAGACAUUGUAAUGUGAGGAGUAUCCUAUCCUGAAGCAACUUAUUUCAAGGAAGGGCAAUCUUAUUAUUGCUUAGAUAUGAAUAGAAUUUGGAAUCAAAUGUUAAAGGAUAUGAUAUGUAGUGUGUGUAGUGCGUACUUCUAGCUAUCAAUUUGAACUUCUGUUAGAAGGUACAGAGCAAUAUACAAUUAGCUUUCCUUGAAAUAAUUUUUUGAAAGUAGUGAUUUAGAAUCAGCAGGAUAUCAGUAUUAUCAUAGAAGGACAGAAAUAGUUGUUGAUAUUAGAUUAAAGAGGUACUUGAUGUUUUUGGUUCUGCUAUUGAUAUUUUUUUUGGGGUGGGGUUACAUGUAGAGCAGGGAGUGAAGUUACGUUACAUGUCUAUGUUGCCACAAAAUUGUGUUAAAGCAGUUAUUUCAGGGCAUUAAGACAUGCAGUUUCUCUGGUGGUGUUAGGUUGGAUGAGUAUUGAGUAAGACCAUCUGGUGCUAUCAUUUUGUCUUUUUUCUCUUCCCAUUUUCUGAGUUGCAUUUUAAUGAAGAAUUAUUUCCUACUGCA